Molecule: messenger RNA, 3938 nt
Organism: Spodoptera litura
Lineage: Eukaryota; Metazoa; Arthropoda; Insecta; Lepidoptera; Noctuidae
Gene: inaF-D
Product: trp-interacting inaF-D
Source: RefSeq, a predicted model, not a curated record
GCCCCGCGCCGCGACACUUCACGCGCUGUCACAAUAUAACGUGCCACCAUUCGCGUAAAUUAACUUCGUUACCUCGCCAUUAUUCUCGCUCUCAUGCGAAACAAAUAACGAGGUGUGUGCUGUCUUCGGCGUCGGCAUUCGUGACAUCGUGUGACUCGACUCUACGAAUGUGUUGGGAUUAACAACGUGACAGCUAGUUUUCAACAAGUUGUGCCUAUUGUCGUAUUCAGGUAGUAAAAUAAAACUUAACAAUGUGAACAAUGUUUAUAAAAUGCAAAAACAAUGAAAGUUCAGGGACGUUUCUAUGACAGACGAUUUGCGAUCGUAUGACUACGUCAGAGGAACUGGAAUAGAUUUACGUUUACCGAGCGUGAAAUUAAAGGAUAAACAAAUGAAUUUCGAAGCGGGCGCCAUAAUAAUGAAACAGCAGUCGGCAUCAGGAGGUGUCAAGCGGCAGACACGGUCGGCGUGACCCGGCACGGUAACUCGGCCGCGGCGCAUCAGGAGAACUGGGCCAUAUCAAUAAGCGUGUCCCAGUUACCUGGAUUCGUGCGACGGCGAGCGCUGCGGCAGUGGGUAGUGGCGAAGCCGGCGAUGUCGGGCAAGUCUUGCACCUCGGGCAGCGUGCGCUCGUGCGGCGGCUCUGUGCGGCUGGGCACGGCGGGCGGGCACGAGGUCGUGCUGGACGCGCUGUACGAGCGCAAGCGCGACAAGAAGAGCGUGCGCGUGCUCACCGUCAUCGUGUACGUGUUCUGCGUGUCGCUGGCUGCCAUCAUGCUCUCGCUCUACUACGUGUUCUUCUGGGAGCCCAAGGACGCGCAGUAUGCGCAACGCAAGGUGUUUCACACAGUAGAGAAGCAAACCAGCACCACACCAAUGCCCACAUGCUUUAUGCCCCUCACCGGAGGAGGCAAUACCACAGUGAAUGGUGAGAUCAUUCAAUCGACACCGGAGAACAUCACCGGUGGCUUUCCCGAGGACAUUGUCACCGACAGCAGCGUGGGGCCUACUGUCGACACGUCUUUACCUGAUACCACAUCUUCGGGACUGCACAAUGGAACCUCAGAGAUGAGCACAUUAAACGUCACUGAUAGCAUCACAUGACGAUCACUAAGUCGGAAACUAACGAACUCAGAACGCGAGGAGAUUAGAUAGACUUGUACAAGCGGCAACAACUUACUAGUCAGUACCAAUAGUCACUCUAGUCAAGUACAUUUUUGGGUAAACUCGUGCUAUGAAUUAUAACUGACAUCGAUUUGUGACCCCUCAGAAUUUGGUGCAGUGACAGUGAACGCCAUAAUGUAAGACGUAGGAUAGGUAUUUAUUAGAUAAUCGUGAUUGAUGGCCAAUAAACGAAGUAACACCACUAGAUUAUAAUGUGUUUAGAAGGUACCGUACAUUGUUACUGGCAGGCAGUGGCAGGUAUUUUGUGUCUGAUUCCUGAUACUAAAGUGUAUAAAAUAUGGAAUGAAACGGUAAUAGUUCUAUAGCUGGGUUAAUGACCUUUAUCCCUUGCAUGUGGAGGAAGGAAGAUGCUUUAAAAUACUAAAGCCUGUAGAUGGGUACCUACCAGGUUAUAUAGAUAAUGUAGGUGUUAACCUAUUUUAGACCAGUGUGAUAUUAAAGAAAAAGUGUGCAGAAGCAUUCAUUUACUCGACUUAUUCGAUUGCUGUCAAUAAUUUUCUCGUUUAAAAUUACAUAGGUCAUUCCAAAUUAAAGGUCACAAUAGUUUGAGAUGUAAGUAGGUACUUACCUAUAAAAGCAUACCUACCAUUUGUUUGACAAUCGGACAAAUGUUAGGUAUGCCUCGCCCACAGUAGUGUAAUAGGGCCAAUUUACUUAUGUACAUUUACUAUAAUAACUCAUUAGUGCAGGUGUUUGUACUUAUCUAUCUAUUGAGAUGGGCGAGCCUUUUAUAGCACUAUAUUGUUUAAAAGUAGGUACCUACCAACCUACCUACCUACAUUAGAACGAUGGCAUCAUGGCAUAAACAUAUUCAUUGAUCCCCAGCCCCUACGCAGAGAGGAAUUACAUAAUAUCUGGCGUAUUUCAGUCUUAUUGGGCUGAGUGCUACCUAGGAAGACGAGCCUUGCCGCCCACCGUAGCGCUUCUAAUCUCAAUUUACUGAAGCUAACUUGCUUAUAAAGUAUCUACCUGGCUACCUACAUAAUAUAAUGUAGUAUCGAUCUUAGUAUUUACAGGAAUAAAUGCGAAAAAUCGAAUGUUGGCAUAAAUAAAUUGGUACUAAAUAUUUUGGCGCCAAUAACAUCGGAAGGCUGAUACGAAAUACCAAUUUUGAACUAAACAUAAAAUUAUUAGAUAAUUAUACCUAUUGUAUUCUUAGAUCUCACAGUUGAAAAUGUCCAUUUAUUACGGCCAUAACAAUGUCAAAACUAGAUCUGUUAAGCAAAAUCAAGCUUAGGAUUUAAGGUGUCUCUUGUAUUAAUAGUUUUAGUUUUGUUGCCUGUUUAGAUAUUUGAAAUAAUAUUUAUGCCUGUCACAAAAUGCUUUCAGUAGGUCUGAAUCUCUUUAAAGCUCUAUGAACUAAUACUUACCUAACUAGUACCUAACGUAAGUUAUACAACUCAAUGUAACUAGAUGCUAAUUGCUAAUGACACUUCCACCCUGCAAUGUUAUCACAGAAUCAUUGCUCUUCUCAUUAUAUACAAGCUAUAUAAUUGUUAUAGCUAGGUAAACUAGCUGAUGUUAUUCUAAAUUUACAUUUAUAUAUUUAUACAUUAUGAAGCUGAAGAGAUUGUUUGGUUUUGUGAUUGAACGCGCUGAUCUCUGGUGGUAGUCCAAUUUGAGAAAUAUUUUUAUAUUUUAUAGCCUAGUUUAGAUGUAAGGAUAUAUUGUAGGCCAAUAUUGUGCUCUACUUCUCUACUUAAUGAUUCCGAAAUAUGAUUACGUUCCAUUUCAUUACACAUAACUUAUGUUACAAAGUACAAUGGCCAGCAGAUCAUCCUACUACAAUCUGUCACAAUUAAUUGGAUUUUAGACUUUAUGUCAAUACGAUAAUGUUGAAAAUGUAAUAGAGUAAGACAGAAAAGGAUACUCCAAUCAUUCUGGACUUCACGUCGUAAAAAUAAAGUUGAAAAUCGAAUAAAAAGAUUAACAGAGAGGAAUAGGUUGGCUUGCUGGUCACUGUACUACAGUACAAUAUAGUAUAAGAUCCCGUUAUAGAACGACCUUCACCGAGAUGCUUAUUUAAUGAAACGUAUUUUAUAUUUAAUUUAAUAUGUCAAUAAAUAUAAUCCAUAUGGGUUGCCUAGCAAAUUUCAGUCCAGAGUAUGUUUAAUUAAUAAUUAAAAAAAAAUAUUUUUUUAAACAUUUCACCGGUAUGAUUAUUAGAUAAAUUCUAUACCAAUCGAAAGUAUGAAGCCCAUAGAAUACACAAACGUUAGGUUGCCUAUUCUUUUCCGGUCACAACUAUCGGGUUGCCAGGUAUAAACAGGUAAAUCUGUACUAGCAUUUUGCAACGUUCUGUUUAUUGGAUGAAAUUUAAAUCAAAUUAAAGAUUAUUUUAUUCUGAACACGGUGGUAUAGGGUUGCCAGCGAAAAAUAAGUCCAGAAUUGCGGUUGUCGAAUUUUAAAAAGUUAAAUAUUGCUCCGAGUGAAUGUGUGCGACUGAGAGGUCCCAACCAACCAUCCCAUGCGAUAGAAGAGGACACAGCAUAGCAGCUGUGUAAAGUCCGGUCAUUUAAAGAAAGAGAGUGCGCAUGCUCUUUGGGCUUGGAAAAGAAAAGGAUAGCGAUAGACUAUGCAUCAUUUUGGAGUAGAGUGUCGCUAUAAAUACAAUUGAAAAAACGUGCUACUAUUUAUUGUUGGAAAAAAUGGCAAAAAAGUGUUUUUUGUGUGGAUCGGAUGGUGAAAUAAUUGACUUUAAUGAUGAAACUUUCAAAAACUGUGUAUUAAAGUUAGCUUUUCGUAAAAAAAAA